UUUUUAAACAUUAGUUUUAUACUAGCCUUUAAUUCGUAUAGUCUUACUGGUUAAACAAAUAAUACAAUUAUAAAUAAAGGGAAACAAUCCCUUAACCUCUAAAAUAAAAUUUGAUUGAAAACGGUCAAGUUACUAGAUGCAACUGGUUGAAUAGAUUAAAAAGGUUUGCACGGGACACCCACCAACCAUUUACCUAUGUAAUUGUAACCGCCCAGAUAAUAACAUGUUAAAAAAUAUCAACAAAGGACUCCAGCGAGGUUUAGAAAGUGGUGGUUACUCUGCCUUGGUCUUGUUAUUACUACACAGAGUUGGUUUUCUAAGAAAUAGAAUUAUAGAAUAAUUAUUUUUAUUACACUUUUUUGUGUAAUAACACGCAAUAAAUUAUAAUAUAACACCCACCACACGAGGUCCCUUCAGAUCUGUCACGGAUAGGAACCAAAGUCAUAUACUGUUUCCUUACGUACAUUUUAAGAAACGUACGUAUUUGUAUUCGCAAAUUCCUGUGUUGUGGCAAGAAAGAUGUGCAGACGUCGUGAACUAAUAGUAAAAGAGGAGUAUGGAUAGUCUGAUUUAAACGUAAGAAGAUCAUCAAUUUGGGAACAUUACUAAGGAGAUGGAUGGAAAUUGCUUUAGUCCUGUACAGCGAGCCCGGGCCACCAUCAUCUCCUAUUGACUUUGCAGAAGCUCUUCACCUGUAGAAAGUGCAGGAAAGCUUUGGCACGAUGUGGCUCUGUGGCUCAUAUGCUAUGGAUGCAAUGCAUCGGGAAGAAGCUGAUUCUGCAAAUGCACACACCUCUGUAUUCAAACCCCCAAUUGACGGAUCUGUAAAUUCUGCUUCGGUGUUGGACUCACACAACAACAAAGUCCAAGCAGCUUGUGGAACAGGGAUCCAAGGAAUUAACGCCAAUAAAAGGAAAACUAUUUUGAAUCACCAAUGUUCUAAAUGUCUAAAAGCAUUUUGUUCACCGUCUAAACUGCAACGACAUUUUCUCAUUCAUACGGGGCAGAAACCCUAUUCAUGUGCAGUCUGCCUGAAACGCUUUACACAGAAAGUACACCUAAAGUCUCAUUUGAAAACUGCAACUAAAUGUUUACGCUCGCCAUUCAAUGAAAGGCAAAGGCCGAGCCUUUCUCACGACAAGCCUCGCUCAUCUUUUCAACAACCGAGCAGUUGUCCAGGAAACCCGUCUGUGGAACUGCAGUUGGAAUGUAAAAUAAGUGUAAAUUCUGAGCAGGAAUUGAAGACCAAGAUAAAGCCGGAUGCAGGUGUAAAACCAGAUCAAUGGGUAAAUACAAGCAGCAGUUAUCAAGAACAGGAGGAACAGUUCAUCACAGAAAAAGACUUGAAGCCAUACCAGUGUAUGUUGUGCAGCAGAUCAUUUCGAUUGGAAGCUAAUUUAGCACGUCAUCAUAAAAGUCACAGGAACCAAAAACAAUUAGGCAAAACAUCAGUACAAACAAGCAUCCGUGAAGAAAUCUCAGGUCCCGAAGCACGUAAGCCUUUACGUGAGUCCAGUCAGGCAGACGCCGCUGAAAUGAACAUUGCCAUUAAACCUACAAAUUGGAGUAAGACUUGCUCUAAUUAUGUUCCUUGGCAGUUAAUGAAUUCCGUAGGACAGCGGAGGAAAAACAUCAAUACCACAAGCAAGCAGCAAAGGAACAGUUUCCACCAGUGCCAGGUUUGUUGUAAAUGUUUUCCGUCUGUAUCAAAACUUCACAGACACAUGAUGACUCACACAGGAGAAAGACCCUUUGGCUGUGAGACGUGUGGAAAGAGAUUUCGUCAGAAAACGCAUCUGAGGGUCCACUGUCGCGCUCACCUGUGGUCUAGAUAUCACAAGCAGCGCUCACUGUAUAUCAACAGGCCACUGUCACGCAUGGGUGGGCACUGCAGGACUUCGGGAGACUGUCUGCUCCAAGAAAUGCUUCUACAUGAAAAGGAAGCGGGGACACAGGCUUGCACUGAUGAAAUCGCUGUGAAACACCUGGAUCAAAUCUCCUCUAUAGACAUUUUUUGCAAUAAUGAUAAGAGAGACCCAAAGAUGAAGCUGUUGCCACAUGCGUCAAAGAACAGUGAAGGCCGGCUGAUGAAUAAGGAAUCUGCAGUGACGGUGAAAUGGAAACAUGCUGUUAAAUCAACGCAACAUCCAGGCAACCCGCGACACAGGUGCUUCCAGUGUCUGAAGUGCUUCCCCUGUCCUUCUAAGUUAAAAAGGCAUGAGAUGGUACACGCCGGCGUGAAACCAUUUAAGUGUCGUACAUGUGGGAAAGCUUUUCGCCAAACGUCGCAUUUGAAGGUCCAUGAAAGGACGCACAGCGAGACCAACCCAUCCCUCCCUCAAUACCCAAGAACCGCUGUUCCAUCACGGAAAAGGUUUGAGAGCAUGGACAGUACACGUUCAGACUGUGAUGGUGCUGUAAGUAACAGAGAACGUGUGCUGACGUGUACAGUGAGUAAGACAUCUGUAACUAAAUGUCUUGAGUCCAACAUUACAGCUACUCCUCGGAAACAAAGUAAACCUCACAGGUGUCACGUAUGCAACAAGUACUUCCAAUCUCCAUACAAGCUGUCAAGGCACUCACUCACCCACUCUGGCAUAAGACCGUAUGAAUGCACUGGUUGCAGCAAAGCCUUCACGCAGCGUAGUCAUCUCAAAGUUCAUGAGCAUAGAUGCAGACAGCUUAGGAUCUUGGCAUCAAAUUGCACCCAAAUGGAUUUUAUAAAUACCACUCAUACCCAGAAUAUAUGCUUGAAAGGUCUCAGUGAUUGUACAAAUUUCAGUGCAGAUGCAACAAGAGUACAACAGCGGUCACGUGAUAACGUGGGCCAAUGCUCCUUUGGUGAUGAAGGUUCUAAUUGGCUCUCGGGACCAGAACUGUGCUUACAAGAGGGGAAUAAUGAAUCAGAGCAAAGAAAAAAUUGCAAUAAAGCUGCAGAUGAUAGUUUUUCAUUCCCCUCUGCACUUGCCUAUGAAAUAGAUAAGCUUGUCCAAAACCAAGGAGCAAAUUCAACUCCAUUGCAUUUGUAUCAUCAUAGUGCAUGUAAUGCAGAAAGGCAUGAAGAGGUCAUUACCAUUUCAGAUAGUGACGAUUCUGCGGUUGAAAACCAAAUCCAGACAGACGCGUCAGGUGGUUACUGGUGUGAGCCAGCGAUUGUGUUUGGAGGUGCCAAGCUCACGGAAGGUUUGAGGAGCCAAAAUGACCUGAAUGUCCACAUUCAACCUAAAAUCACAGAAUCGGCCGGGAAGAAUCAUUGUGACCAAUUUGUCCCCUCCUCCAAACUGAAGAAAUAUCAUCCAUACAGGUCAGAGGCCCUUUGAGUGUGACAUCUGUGGCAAAGGCUUUUACAACAGCGCCAGAACACACAAACAUGCUCAUUAUUAAAAUGUGUACAAUUUUGUGUUUUGUUUUGUGAUGACUGUACAUACUAGUUAAUACAAUGUCUGUAUAUGGUGUAUACAUAUGAACAUAUUUAUUUAUAAAUAAACAUGUUUAUUUAUAAAUAAACAUGUAAUAAAGAAUAAUGUGUACUUGGA
Betta splendens (Siamese fighting fish) is the source of this 3536-nucleotide messenger RNA. Its product is annotated as zinc finger protein 770-like. The transcript has 2 exons. NCBI's taxonomy places the organism in Eukaryota, Metazoa, Chordata, Actinopteri, Anabantiformes, Osphronemidae. The coding region runs from base 723 to 3320 and encodes 865 amino acids. The record is from RefSeq and is a predicted model, not a curated record. Gene Ontology annotation, biological process: negative regulation of transcription by RNA polymerase II. Gene Ontology annotation, molecular function: DNA-binding transcription repressor activity, RNA polymerase II-specific.